Tribolium madens (black flour beetle) is the source of this 784-nucleotide messenger RNA. RefSeq lists its product as uncharacterized. NCBI's taxonomy places the organism in Eukaryota, Metazoa, Arthropoda, Insecta, Coleoptera, Tenebrionidae. The coding region runs from base 47 to 583 and encodes 178 amino acids. The transcript is spliced from 4 exons. The record is from RefSeq and is a predicted model, not a curated record.
AAUACGUGUCAAGUUUUUAUCAUUAGUUAAACUCUAGUUUGUGGAAAUGCAACACGAGAUGCUCUUCAGGAUAAUCCUUAUCAAUAUUUUAAUAAAUUUCGUUUUUUCUCACGUUACUAAAACAGUCCAACUUAACCCAUUAGUGCGAAAAAAACGAUAUUUGACAUUCCCUGAAGACAGCAAUUUAGUGCUAACUUUAUCUCUCCUCAAAGCCUUACUAAUUGUCCAACCUCGAGGAUGGAACCUUGCGUUGGAAAUGGACAUACCUUUCAAUCUUCCAAGUGACACAAGAUGGUUCAAAAAACGAAAAUUGCACAAACGCGAUGUUUUGUUUCAAUUGGAGAAAGCCUUUUUUCAAGGGGGUUUGAAUGGCAGUGCAUGUGUGAAAAGAAUGAUUUGUGACGCUCAUCAUUAUAUUCAUACGGAAGGAAAAUCUCUAGUCGCAAACUUCUUAUCGGCUAUAUUCAUGUCCUCUGAAAUUGAUUUCGGAGUGAGAUACGAGGAUUCCUGUCGUGCCAUAACGGCUCUGGAAUGCGAAAUACCAUUUCUCAGCUACAUUUUAGGAAGUUUGUUUACCACAUAAAAAUUAUUUGAAGCGGAAACGUGCCUUAUUUUUAGAGUUUAUUGAGGAAAAUGCACAAGUGAAUGUGAGCCAUCAGAUUGAAAACUAGGCGAUUAAUUUUUCUACUCUAUUUAGUUUCAAUAAAUGCGAAACAAACUUUAUAUUUAUCUGUUGGGUGUAUUGUUUGUGUUUUUACUGGCAGUAAAUUUUAAUAAAAGUCAA